This is a messenger RNA of Clonostachys byssicola, 555 nucleotides long. The record is from the annotation of a GenBank genome assembly. Lineage: Eukaryota; Fungi; Ascomycota; Sordariomycetes; Hypocreales; Bionectriaceae.
AUGCGUCGACGUGGUUUCAAAUGCCAAGUGUGCGGCGCCAUUUGCCCAAAUCAGAGAGAACAUCAGCGUCACCUCCAGAAGUUCAAUCACUGGCCUAGCGACUGUAGACGCUGCGCAAGAACCUUUCCUUCAGCCGAUGGUCUCCAUGAGCACGAAGUAUCCUUCCACAACUACUGCCGAGAGUGCAACCGGUCUUUCCCAACCCUCCAAUCCAUCAAGACGCACCUCAGAUCGGUCCGUCAUCGCGGGAAACAAGCUAGCUGCCCUUUCUGCGACCGACGCUAUACGUACGCCGCAGCAGUUGCUGGUCACCUGGAGUCAGGUCGUUGCCCUCGAGCGCCCGGAUUGAACCGAGAUCAGACCUACCGAUUUGUCCGGGACAAGGAUCCGUACGGAGUCAUCACCAAGAAACUCAUUGGGUGGAGAGGCACGGUCCACUAUGAAGUUGGCGACACAUGCUGGAACGGACGCGCGUACCAAUGCAAUCUCUGCCUGAAUGAAUUCAACAGUCUCCAUGCCCUUUCGCAGCAUGUCAAUUCCCCAAGGCGUAAGUAA